Messenger RNA from Saimiri boliviensis boliviensis (Bolivian squirrel monkey), 3133 nucleotides. Lineage: Eukaryota; Metazoa; Chordata; Mammalia; Primates; Cebidae. The record is from RefSeq and is a predicted model, not a curated record.
GGCGCGUGUCCGGUUCUGAGGUGCCGAGGUUCCAGGACUGCGUUUGGUGGCGGGGUCCGUCCGCCUUGGGGGGUCACUCCUCGCCAGCCCUUUAGCUCGGGUCUUAAUGCGCUUCCUCUCGGUGAUUCUAAUCUGAGCCCCAUGCCCCGCGGGUGCCUGCAGGGGCGGGACCAUCUGGUCCAACUUCUGCCUUGGCAACGCCUGCCGGAGGUUUCAGCCCGUUUCACAGACCUGGCGGCGGCGCCCCGGCCUAGACCUAGGGACCUGGGGCCCGGAGAGGCCCCCGUGGGAAGGUGAACGGGGCUGCGGCCGCCGCGCCCCGGACGGCGUCAGUGCCCUUGCCGCGGAUUGGCCGCCUCACCGCGCGCGCUCUUCAAACCUUUUCUCCGCGUGGCUGUCGGCGUUGGCUGGGCGGCCGGCUAUUCCGAGGCGGCCGCUCUGCGCCUCGGCGUUUCCUCCAAGGCUGCCCACCGAAGGACCUGCCGGAGAGGGUAGAGGGCAUAGGGUCAAGAUCAAGGAGAACGUCUGCGCCAGCCGAACCUGCUUGAAGUGGCGUCGCUAUUGGAACCACCAGAUUGCGUUUCUCUCCCCAUUUAAGGGUUAGCUCCUUGGGAGCAGACAGCUGUCCUCACUGACCCAGAGGAGGAUGGCUCAGUAAAUGCUUGCUGGACGAAUAAGUGACUAGAUAAGAUAAGGCAGCUCCAGCCCCUGGAAGGCCAGAGACUAGCCAGCGUGCCACUAGGGGGCCCGCCGCAACCAGGUGGCGGCCGGCGGAAGGCGCUGCCGGGACAUGGCGGAGGAGCCGGGGGGGGCCUGGUUCGGCUUCGGUUUCUGCGGCUUCGGGCAGGCGCCGGGCUCCGGACGCGGGCGCCAGGUGCACAGCCCCGAGCCGCUGCAGGCGGGCGUCGACAUCCGCCGCGUGAGCGCCAGCUGGAGCUACUCCGCCUUCGUGACCCGUGGAGGCCGCCUCGAGCUAUCGGGCUCAGCCAGCGGCGCAGCGGGAGGCUGCAGGGACGCGUGGGCCUCAGAGGGGAUCCUCGUGGUGCUGCGCGCCCGGCCCGGGUCGGGGGCGUUACUGCAGGCCUGGGCGCCCGGCUCGGCCCUGAGGGGGGAUCCCUUGUGGGCCCAGAAUGUGGUGCUGGAGGCCGAAGGGGAAGACGAUCCCGGCGGUGAGGCCCAGGCUGGGAGGCUGCCCCUGCUGCCCUGCGCCCGUGCCUAUCUGAGCCCCCGGCCGCCCUUCUACCGGCCUCUGGCUCCGGAGCUGCGGGUGCGCCGGCUGGAGCUGGGCGCGGAGCACGCAUUGCUGCUGGACAUGGCGGGCCAGGUGUUCUCCUGGGGCGGGGGCAGGCAUGGACAGCUGGGCCAUGGGACCCUGGAGGCAGAGCUGGAGCCAAGGCCCUUGGAGGCGUUGCAGGGCCUAGCCAUGGCUGAGGUGGCCGCGGGGGGCUGGCAUUCUGUGUGUGUGAGUGAGUCUGGGGAUAUCUAUAUCUGGGGCUGGAAUGAAUCAGGGCAGCUGGCCCUGCCCACCAGGAGCCUGGCAGAGGAUGAGGAGACCAUUGCAAGGGAAGCCGCAGGACUGAAUGCAGAUGGCUCCCAGGUGAAGAGAAUGGCGGGGGCUGAGGAUGGAGCCCCUGCCCCGUUCAUAGCUGUCCAGCCCUUCCCAGCUCUACUGGAUCUCCCCCUGGGCUCAGAUGCAAUCAAGGCCAGCUGUGGAUCCAGGCACACGGCUGUGGUGACACGAACAGGGGACCUGUACACCUGGGGCUGGGGUAAAUAUGGACAGCUGGGCCACGAGGACACCAGCAGCUGGGAUCGGCCCCGCCGAGUGGAGUACUUCGUAGAUAAGCAACUCCAAGUAAAGGCCAUCACCUGUGGGCCCUGGAACACCUACGUGUAUGCUGCGGAGAAAGGGAAGAGCUGACCUGCGUAUGUGUAUGUAAAACACCUGUGAAACGCCUAUCUUUGUCAAGGAAAGCUAUUGUCUGCACCCCAAGGGCCCUGUGUUUGCCUCUCUCCAUCACAGUCUUCCCUUUCACCUUCAAGCAGGGUCCUAAACUUGUCUGCUUUAGAAACAGCUGGAGAGCAUUGAAAACUCUGCUGCCCAAGUCAGCAUUGGGACAGUGAAAGCAGAGCCUCUGGGGUGUGGCCUAGAUAGUGAUAGAAUCCAAGCUCCGCCCACCUCACCCAGGGAAAUUUGAUGUGUAGCUGAGAUCGGAGCACGUUCCAGGUCAUCUUCCUUUUCAGUCCCUUCCCGGUUUUCGUUUGAAUUUUGCCAUCCUUGUAUGCACGUUCCAGGUCAUCUUCCUUUUCAGUCCCUUCCCGGUUUUCGUUUGAAUUUUGCCAUCCUUGUAUGCAUUUUUAUUCAACAUAGGUGUUUGCCUUUGAGUGUUAGGUAAAUGGAAUCGUCCUGUAUAUGUGCUUUUGUGUCAUUUUUGUCACUCAGCAUUGCGUGACCGAUCCUUGUUGGGUCCUGGAGUUCAUUCAUUUUUAAUGCUGUAUGGUGUUCCGUUGUAUCAAUAUACCUGAAGUGAUACAGUCUUGCCGAUGUCAUCUUUAUCGUUUCUGAUUUUGGUCAUUCCACGUGAUACUUGGAGCAGUGUUGCACACAUGUGCGCACGUUCCUCUGCAGAACAUUGAGUUAAAUUGCUAAGCCAAGAGAUGCCUUUAAUUUCACUAGGUAACUGUUUCCCACCAGCAGUGUGGGGUUGACUGUGUCAGGUAGAUGCGCGUUGAUUUUAAUUUGCAUUUCCCUGAAUACUGAUGAGGUUGAGUAGCUUUUCAUUUGUGUAUUGGGUGGCGGGUCCUGGUGGUUGACACCUGUAGUCCCAGCAGUUUGGGAGGCUAGCGUGGAUUGCUUGAGGCUGAGGUCAUCUGUUGGUCGGCCACUGGAGUUUUCCGUUAUGAAGCGCCUGUUCAGGUUUGCUGGCCUUUUCUUGGUGACUUUUCUUUUGUACAUUUCAGAUACAGUCUUUUGAUGGUUAGUAUUCAGAAUAUCUUCUGCUACCAUGUAGUUUGUUGUUUCGGUCUCUCUGGGUAUUACCAAUUUUGAUUUAAUACUUAGAUGGUUUUUGCUCCAUGCCAGGUAAGGCUCAAAGUGCUUUACAAAUGUCAGCUUAUUUUGAUAAAAUGUUAA